AUGUCGGGGAAUAAGCUGAGCUUUUUGGAUAUGCCAGCUCCGGCGGGGUAUGUGCCGGGGCUGGGUCGAGGUGCCACGGGGUUCACAACACGAUCCGAUAUCGGGCCUGCUAAGGCCGGGAUCGUGGGUGAUGCGGUGAGGGCCGGUGAGGGCGACGGGAAUGUCGUGGACGAUGAAGAGCGGUUUCGCGAUCCUGAGAACGAUUCGGGGCUGUUGAGAUCGGGCUUUUUGGACGCAGAUGAUGCCGAGGCUGAUAGGAUUUACGAGGCCAUUGAUCAGAGAAUGGAAGAGCGCCGCAGACAGCAGCGGGAGGCUCGUGAGAGGGAGGAGCAGGAGGAGUUUGAACGGAAGAACCCGAAAAUUUCUACUCAGUUUAAAGAUCUGAAACGGGCAUUGGGCACAAUUUCUGCUGACGAAUGGGCCAGUUUGCCGGAAGUCGGUGAUCUGACGAGGAAAAACAAACGCCAGAGAAAAGAUAUGGAGCGCCGGUUUUAUGCUCUUCCUGAUAGUGUGAUUAUGGGAGCUAGAAACUCAGGAGCAGUUGAUUCCAGUAUUGAAGCUGGUGGUGCUGCUGGUUUGGACGAGACUGAUGAGACUAUCACGGAUUUUCGAUCGAUUUCGCUGGCCAAAGACAAAAUGCUUGGUCUUAGAUUGGACCAAGCAGGCACGACUGCUGUUCCUGGUUCGCUUACUAACGGUAAUGGAGUUGGAUCAGUUUUGAAUACAUCGAAUAAUGAGCUGGUCAAUGGCACCGAGAAUGGUAGACAGACUUCUGUACAACGACAGCCAGUGUAUGGAGGAGCCAGUACCAUCGAUGCCAAGAGCUAUCUGUCAUUAUCGGCAUCAGCAGGUGUUUCAGGAGCAGAAAUUGGCGAUAUUAGAAGAGUUCGUCCACUUCUAGAAUCUUUGGUGAAAACUGAUCCAAAAGAACCACGAGGUUGGAUUGGUUUGGCCCGGUUGGAGGAAAUUGCCCAUAGAAUGAACAAGGCAAGAUCCGUUAUUCAACAGGGAUGUGAUAAUUGUCCUCGAAACGAGGAUGUAUGGUUAGAAAAUAUCCGUCUUCAUGAUAAGCGAACAGGUAAGAUUAUAGCCGCCAAGGCUGUUGGAAUGAUUCCCAACAGUAUCAACCUCUGGCUGGCAGCAAGUGAUUUGGAAGACGAUGUCAAUGCGAAAAAGAGAGUCAUUCAAAAGGCAUUAGAAAGUAAUCCUACAAGUGACACACUUUGGAAAAAGGCAGUUAAUCUAGAGUCUGAACCGAAUGACGCUAAAUUGCUGCUUGCCCAAGCUGUCGAAUUAGUGCCUUUGGCUGAAGACCUGUGGCUAGCAUUGGCUAGAAUAGAAACCUAUAAAAACGCUAGAAAAGUGCUUGGAAAGGCCAGAAAAGCUUUGCGAGUAUCAAGAGCAGUAUGGAUUGCAGCAGCACGACUUGAAGAACAAGAAAAAGGCGAUGCCAAGACUGUUGACAAUAUUAUGAGCAAGGGAGUCCGUGAACUAGAAUCGGAGGGUGGUUUGCCUGAACGUACAGUAUGGAUUUCUGAGGCCGAGCAAUGUGAAUCGGAAAAUGCCCCUCUUACUUGUCAUGCUAUUAUUAAAACUACCAUUGCUCAAGGACUAGACGAAUCCACUGUGGAUGACGACGAUAAAAAAGCUACUUGGCUUGAGGACGCUAAAGGAAGCAUCUCUCGAGGGUUCCUCGACACAGCCAGGUCUAUCUAUAAUUAUGCUCUUGAAAAGUUCCCUACAUCACGAACUCUAUGGAUGGAUUUAGUAAAGUUAGAACAGUUAGAAAAGACAGCACCUAAACCUCCUGUUACUAGUACUAAUGGCUUGGACGAGUCAAAUACACAACUGGCUAUUGUUAAUGGUAAUAAUGGAGAUGCUGCUACGAACCGUUUGUGGGAUGUUCUUGAAAAGGCUGUAACUGCUUGUCCAUCAACCGAAGAGUUCUGGCUGAUAUACUACACCGAGAAAGCAGCCAUUGGCGAUACAGCUGGAGCACAAGAGGUUCUUGCCAGAGCAUUUAAAAGCAAUCCCAAAAACGAGUCCAUCUGGCUGGCUGCUGUUAAGCUUGAAGUUGAUACGAAGCAGUACGACCGAGCAUCCAAACUGUUGGAACGAGCCAGACGCGAUGCUGGUACCGAGCGUGUUUGGAUUAAAAGUGUUGUUCUUGAACGACAACUCAAUCACCAUGACGAGGCACUUGAGCUCAUUGACCAUGGUCUGAAGCUGUUUCCACAGUCUGCAAAGCUUCAUCUACAAAAAGGACAGAUUUAUCUUGCCAAGGGUGAUAUCCCGUCUGCACGAACUGCUUUCACAGUUGGUACCCGAUCCAGUCCCAAGUGUGUACCUCUGUGGCUACUCCUGUCGAAACUUGAAGAACAGCAGACAGGAGUGGUCAGAGCUCGUGCAAUUCUCGACCGUGCUUCGUUAGUCAACGACAAAAACGCCCUCAUCUGGCUUCAUCGAAUCCAGUUAGAAAAGCGUGCUGGCAACGAAUCACAAGCCAUGAAACUCAUGGCUCGAGCCCUUCAAGAUUGUCCGAAAUCCGGAUUGCUAUGGUCUGAAUACAUUCUUCUCCAGCCCCGACAAUCGCGAAUGCAAAUACUCAAGCAAGCCGUCACCGAAUGCGAGCACGAUCCUUACGUUCUCACAAGUGCUGGACGAUAUUUCUGGCAAGAAAACAAACUACCCAUGGCCAAAAAAUGGCUCGAACGAGCUGUCAAAGCAGACAACGACAACGGCGAUGCCUGGUUGUGGCUGUACCACUUUUCGGUUUCUAACGACAAAUUCCUCUUCGAGGCGCCUCAAGUGCUCAAACAAAUGCUCGCAGCCCGUCCCAAACAUGGGCUCAUCUGGCCGUCCUUCUUCAAAGACGUCGCCUCUCACGAAACACCUCUUGUAGAUAUAUUCACCCGAGCAGCCGCAACUCUCGGGCAAUAA
Sugiyamaella lignohabitans is the source of this 2940-nucleotide messenger RNA. RefSeq names its product Prp6p (gene PRP6). Gene Ontology annotation, biological process: spliceosomal tri-snRNP complex assembly; mRNA splicing, via spliceosome. Lineage: Eukaryota; Fungi; Ascomycota; Dipodascomycetes; Dipodascales; Trichomonascaceae. Gene Ontology annotation, cellular component: U4/U6 x U5 tri-snRNP complex; catalytic step 2 spliceosome. The coding region runs from base 1 to 2940 and encodes 979 amino acids. The transcript has a single exon. Gene Ontology annotation, molecular function: protein binding. The record is from RefSeq and is a predicted model, not a curated record.